AUGGACUGUGCGACGGUGACAGAGGAGGAGCUUCAGCUUGUAGAGGCGGACUUCUCUUCCAAGUCCAUGAUCGUGUCCCCACUGACCGGCUUUGCCUUCUGGUUCUCCGUGGAGUUCAACAACCAUCCACCCCCGAUUGCUGCUCCCACCCUCUCCCAACCAUCUGCCGCCUCUCCUGCUCCUCCUGCUCAUGCUGAGAUUGCUGAUGCGCCAUCGGAUGGUUCUGUUCCCAUCCGUGCUGAUGCUGCCGCCGCCCCUGCAUCUGCUGCCGCUGCUGAACCUCCUUCUUCUUCUGCUGCUGCUGCUGCUGCUGCUGCCGGCUCCGUUGCUGCUGCUAGUCCAGAGGGAGACAGCACAGACGCCAUGGUGACAGACAGUGUAGUGCUGUCUACAGCACCGGAGGACACACCAACACACUGGAUGCAGACGGUGCUGUAUGUGGGGGAGAUGUAUCCUGUUCACCAGGAUGAUGUCAUCAGUGGCCACGUCACCAUUGCUCCCAAUAAGGAAUGCGCCCGCUUCCUCGACAUCAAUCUGUCCUACCAGACUCCUACCACGAGUGGUUCCAAGACUUUCACAAUGCGCUGA
This is a messenger RNA of Closterium sp. Yama58-4, 588 nucleotides long. Lineage: Eukaryota; Viridiplantae; Streptophyta; Zygnematophyceae; Desmidiales; Closteriaceae. The record is from the annotation of a GenBank genome assembly.